GUCGUAGCUGAACAAAGAGGUGUAACGUGGGGGUAUACGACUUGGGGCCCCGGACCGUCGGGCCCCGGGUGGCGAAGGCGAAAGUGUGCCGCGUAUAUAAGGCCAGGAACCGACGGCAAUCAGCAUCCAGUUCACUCCUGGACGCACCCGGAACAUCGCAAGAGCAAAAAUGAGAAUCCUGGUUUACGUGGCAGUCGCCGCCCUUGUGGUUGCGACAGCAUGGUCGGAGGAGGCGAAAGCGAGCGAGAAGUCGGUGGAGGCGAAGUCCGGAAUCGAGAAGAAGCAGGAGAAGCGCGGUCUGCUCGGCCUUGGCUACGGCUACAGCUAUGACGGCGGAUACGGCAUCGGAUCCGGCGGGCACGUCGGUCUCGAUGUGGGCCACAUCCACGGAUACGGUGGAUACGGUGGAUACGGUGGAUACGGUGGAUACGGCGGACUCGGAUACAUCGACGGCGGCCAUCAUCAUCACGAUCACUUGAAGACCCUGACCGUGGUGAAGAGCGUUCCCGUACCGUACCCCGUGGAGAAACACGUACCCUACCCGGUAGAGAAACCCGUACCGGUCCCGGUCAAAGUGCCCGUACCGCAGCCGUACCCAGUUGAGAAGCGUGUGCCUUACCCGGUCAAGGUUCUCGUAAAGGUGCCCGUUCACGUGCCCCAGCCGUACCCAGUAGAGAAGAAGGUACCCUACCCAGUGCACGUACCCGUCGACCGUCCCGUCCCAGUCAAGGUCUUCGUGCCGCAGCCUUAUCCCGUAGAGAAGCACAUCCACGUUCCCGUCAAAGUACCAGUGCCGCAGCCGUACCCCGUUGAGAAACCAGUUCCGGUACCGGUGAAAGUACCAGUCCACGUACCUCAGCCAUACCCAGUUGAGAAGUUGGUGCCGUACCCCGUCAAAGUCCCAGUCGACCGUCCCAUCCACGUGCCCGUGCCCAAGCCCUACCCCGUGCACAUUGAGAAGCCCGUACCUUACCCAGUCGAGAAGCCAGUGCCCUACCCCGUGAAGGUCCCAGUUGACAGGCCAUACCCCGUCCACAUCGAGAAGCCCGUGCCAGUACCCGUGAAGGUACCAGUGCCGCAGCCGUACCCAGUCGAGAAGCCGGUGCCGUACCCAGUCGAGAAGCCCGUGCCGGUGGCAGUCAAGAUCCCCGUGGACAGGCCAUACCCCGUCCCAGUCGAGAAGCCUGUGCCCUACCCGGUCGAGAAGCCUGUACCAUACCCAAUUAAAGUGCCGGUAGCUGUGCCCGUGCACCAUGAGCACCAUGUUAAAGUGCCGAUCACUAUACCCGUGCACCAUGGACAUGAUAUUCAUGAGCAUGCGCACGGCGGCUACAUCGACGGUGGAUACAGCGCCGGCGGAUACAGCGCCGGCGGAUACAGCGGCGGAUACGGCGGCGGAUACGGCGGCGGAUACGGCGGCGGAUACGGCGGUGGAUACGACGGCGGAUACGACGGUGGCUACGCCGGUCAUCAUCAUCAUCAUUAAUGCCACAACCCCGACUGGUUCUUCGUCGUCGAGAGAAAACGAAAGUCCACCGCGAUGACGAACAACCACGGUCGCCGAGGACCUUGUCGAUAUACUCUUAGGACACGAGGAACCGAUUCGAAAACGUUGUCGUGCAGCGCCACGAGGAUACCCGCCACUUAGUACCUGGAUCGGAUCGGGGACGAUCUCCGGUAGACGAUCGCGUACCGGACGUCCGUACCUCGAUCACCGAUCGCAACGAGGGCGCGGCACGGCGACGUGUGCCACCAGUUAGGAAGAACGAAUGAUCAGUAGGGAUGUAUUUGUCUUUAGCGAUCUUCGCUCGAGAACAACUCGCUUGUCUUACUUUUAUACCGAUAUUAGCAAAGUAUG
Dinoponera quadriceps is the source of this 1858-nucleotide messenger RNA. RefSeq names its product repetitive proline-rich cell wall protein 2-like. NCBI's taxonomy places the organism in Eukaryota, Metazoa, Arthropoda, Insecta, Hymenoptera, Formicidae. The record is from RefSeq and is a predicted model, not a curated record. Bases 170 to 1486 code for a protein of 438 amino acids. The transcript has 2 exons.